Messenger RNA from Malaya genurostris, 912 nucleotides. RefSeq names its product sericin-2-like. Lineage: Eukaryota; Metazoa; Arthropoda; Insecta; Diptera; Culicidae. The coding region runs from base 1 to 912 and encodes 303 amino acids. The record is from RefSeq and is a predicted model, not a curated record. The transcript is spliced from 2 exons.
AUGGACAAUUUCCGCAGUCAACAACAUCGUAGUACGACCACCACCACCACCAGCGGCAGCAGCAGCAGCAAUAGCAGCGGAAGCAACAGUAACAACAAUAACAACAACGGCAGUCCUAGUAUCGGCAGCAGUUCCACUACGAUUGCAGCAGUACAUACGUCCAGCUUCACCCGUAUUCGAUCGACUACGCGAUCGACAAUGGCUAAAGCGACUGCGGUGCGGUUGUCCACCGGAAAGAAAUUCAGUCAACUGCUUAUUAUUACACCGGCGGUCGUAAUCGAUACCAGCAACGACGACGGCUAUGUUGGUCCCUUCAACUCGCAUGACAGUGGCUGUGGUAGUAGUGGAAGUGAUGCUAGUUUGGAAAGCAACCAAGGCAACGAACCGGUGACUGGCAAUAGAAUUAGAAGCGACGGGAACAACAACGAUAAGUCGAAUCGAUCCAAACUGUUGCCUAAAGCGAGGCAACAAUUCGGAGCUAAAGUUGCUCCAUCAUCAUCAUCAUCAUCAUCAUCAUCGACAUCGACCGGAUGUGGUAAUGGCGGCCAGGGUCAUUCCUGGCGUUGGUGUUCGAUUAUUUGCUCAGCUGUGCGGUGCUUUCGGGAUGCCUCCCAUACCCAACAGCAUUUCGGGCCAAUUCGUUAUAGUUCACAUGGUGGGGAUGCGUCAGCUGGUUGCGAAAAUUCCAUUAGACACCCACUUACCGGCAGUAACCCUCCUAAUACAAUGGGGCGCCGCAGCAGUAGAUUCAACAGUAAUCACAUCUAUGAAUAUACUAUCAAAAGUUAUCGAUCGUCUAGAUCGACCGAGCAUGAUCGCGUUAAUAACAAUAAUAGUAACAGUAUCAAUAGUACCGGAAAUCACUCCGAAAAUGUAACCAGCGAUAAGGCCAACAUCAUGUACAAGUUGUGA